Leishmania mexicana MHOM/GT/2001/U1103 is the source of this 1008-nucleotide messenger RNA. RefSeq lists its product as hypothetical. Lineage: Eukaryota; Euglenozoa; Kinetoplastea; Trypanosomatida; Trypanosomatidae. The record is from RefSeq and is a predicted model, not a curated record. The coding region runs from base 1 to 1008 and encodes 335 amino acids. The transcript has a single exon. Gene Ontology annotation, molecular function: metal ion binding.
AUGAAAGAGGUGAUGCACCGCAACCGCAAUAAACGUAGGGGACCCCCGGAGGGUCGCUCAGUUCAGAACGUGCUGAGCACCGAUGGCAUCCCACCCGGCAUGUUUGCCGUGAUCGACCCCCUCAGCAAGCGCCUGCUUAUUCCUUUACAGUCUAUGCUGGACACUCGCGCGAUGCACCGCAAAGGCGUGCCUUCGCUCUGCCGGGUGUUUCUGGAGGGGCGUUGCCGACAGGGCACGAACUGCUUCCAAGCGCACGCCAAUAUCGAUCUGGUGCUCGAGCUACGGGCCAAGGCGCUCGCGGAGCCGACGUGUUGUGCCCUACACGGCGCCCCUAGCAAUACCUCAGGCAUCAACCCUGCCCUGCGGCUGGUUGUGCGGAACGACGACGGUGAGACGGUAGGGUGGGCACAGCUGCCCCAGACACUGGUAACCAACGGACUGCGCAGUCUCAUCGCCGCUCAGACGAGCACCGCUGGCAUGCAGGCACCAGUAGAUGUGGUCGUGCCAACCUCAGCGCUCUGCCGGCUGCACAGCGGCGCAGAUGGGUCGCCCUGCUGCCGCUUCGAGGGAGAAUGCAAUUUUGUGCACCUGUGCCGGCAACUGAUGGCUCAUAUCGAUCAGCAGAGGGCGGCGGUCAAGGUGGAGAAGCACCUCACUGCGCCAGUGUUGGCCAUAGGAAAGCCCCCUGAAACUAAUCAAGAGCUCAUGACUCUCCUGGACAAGGGAUUUCACGCUUCUGACUCCUCCCCGCUGCAAAUGCGCUCGCAGCCGGCUUCAUCGGUGACGGUGCCGAUGAGCGUCAGCGCCAACCUCGGCGUCACCCCACCAAUCCGCUUCGACCCUCUUGCGCUCGCGGCGACAGCGCCAAGCCCGACGCCGGACAACGGUGUGCUCUUGUUGGGGCGAUCCCCGUUGAUGUCACGGUCCUUCAGCUCCACUACCUCUGGGUUGGUUUGGCGCCACAACCCGUACAACUCCUCUCACGCCUCCUCUGUAAUAGAAACCUGA